Molecule: messenger RNA, 1135 nt
Organism: Cygnus atratus (black swan)
Lineage: Eukaryota; Metazoa; Chordata; Aves; Anseriformes; Anatidae
Gene: R3HDM4
Product: R3H domain containing 4
Exons: 8
Coding region: 47-829 (260 amino acids)
Molecular function (GO): nucleic acid binding
Source: RefSeq, a predicted model, not a curated record
GAGGCGCCGGUGCCGGUGCCGCGGCCCCUUUAAGGCCGGGCGCGCCAUGGUGCUGCUGCCGGGCGGCGCGGCGGGGCGCGGCCCCGCGGAGCCCCUCCCGAGGAUCGAGGACUGCCUGCCACCGCUGGAGAGCUCCCCCUCCAAGCGGUUCUCCCCCUCCAAGCGCAAGCAGUACUACAUCAACAAGGCCAUCCGCAACUCGGACCUCAUCCCCAAGGCCAAGGGCCGCAAGAGCCUGCAGAGGCUGGAGAACACUCGGUACCUGAUGACGCUUCUGGAGCGAGACGAGUGCGGGAGCGACGAGGCAGAGCUCGCCCACGCCGCCACCCCCAGCAUCUUCGCCGAGGCCUGCAACAACGAGACCUACGUGGAGAUCUGGAAUGACUUCAUGAACCGGUCGGGGGAAGAGCAAGAGCGAGUCCUGCUCUACCUGGAGGAGGAGGCCCGGAAGAAGCACGAGAGGAAGCUGCCUGUGAAGAACAAAGAGAAGUGGAAAGAGCACCCUGCCUACACGCCCAAGGAGUGCUUCCAGCGCAUCAGCCGCCGCCUGCGCUCCACCCUGAAGCGGGGCAGGAUCCCCAUGGGGACGCUGGAGGGCCUGGAGGAGGAGCUGCUGGCAUUCUUCUCAGUCACCCCACACUCUGUCUACACGGCGCUGAUGGACAACAGCUUCGAGCGACUCCUGCUCCACGCACUCUGCCAGUACAUGGACCUCGUGUCUGCCAGUUCGGACAUCGAAGGCAAGCGCCAGAUGAAAGUGAGCAACAAGCACCGCGUCUUCCUGCCCCCCCAGCUCCUGCUCUCAGACUACCUGGGCCAGAUGAGCUGAUGGCGGGGGCUGGCCUGCCCCCUGCCCGGCGCCGAAGCCUUCGCUCUCCUGCCCCCGGCCCCGCUCCGUGUGCCCGCCGCGGGGCCGUGCUCCCGGGCCGUGUCCGUGCCUGUAUUUAUAACCGGGUGUUUUCACUGUGGUGGCCGGGCCGGCCCUGCCGCUGCCGCCGGUGCUCGGUUUGGGCCCGGCCGCUCCGUGCGGAGCCCGGCCUGCGCAUGGGGCCGGCAGUGCUGGAGCUGGCGCCACAGCCUGCGCAGGGCAGCGGGGCUGUUUUUAAUUGUAAUACAGCGUGGUUUUAUGUGUGUA